Messenger RNA from Phascolarctos cinereus (koala), 1470 nucleotides. RefSeq names its product solute carrier family 38 member 6 (gene SLC38A6). Gene Ontology annotation, molecular function: L-glutamine transmembrane transporter activity. The record is from RefSeq and is a predicted model, not a curated record. Gene Ontology annotation, cellular component: plasma membrane. Lineage: Eukaryota; Metazoa; Chordata; Mammalia; Diprotodontia; Phascolarctidae. Gene Ontology annotation, biological process: L-glutamine transport; amino acid transmembrane transport.
AGGCGGGGCCGGCGUGAGACAGAAGGAGGAGGAGAAGGAGGCGGCUGAGGCGGCAUGGAGAGGUCUUGGGCGAGCAUCAACGCCGCCGGCCGGGGCUGGUAUGUCUCCGCGCGGCCGGAGCAGGGAGAGGAGACGGAGGAGGAGGAGGAGAAGGCGCUAGAGGAGUCGAGCCCUUUGCUCCGCAGCGGGCCCCAAAGUGACGAAUACUCAGGAGUUUCUUUUAGUUUCUCAGUGUUUAACUUAAUGAAUGCCAUCAUGGGAAGUAGCAUCCUUGGUCUAGCCUACAUUAUGGCCAAUACAGGUAUUAUUGUAUUUAGUGUCAUGCUGCUGAUGGUUGCUAUUCUGGCUUCUUACUCAGUUCAUCUUCUUCUUACUAUGUGUAUUCAGACAGCUGUCACAUCUUAUGAAGACCUUGGUCUUUUUGCAUUUGGGUCACUUGGAAAGGUGGCUGUGGCAAGUACGAUAGUUAUUCAGAAUAUUGGAGCUAUGUCAACUUAUCUUUUAAUAAUUAAAACUGAACUUCCUGGUGCAAUUUCGCAAUUUCUAACUGGCGACUGUAGUGGGUCUUGGUAUCUUGAUGGAAGAAUAUUGCUGGUAAUUAUAUGUGUCUGCAUUGUUUUCCCCCUUGCACUUCUUCCUAAGUUAGGCUUUCUUGGCUACACAAGUAGUUUAUCAUUUUUCUUUAAGGCGUUCUUUGCUUUUGUGGUUAUAGUGAAAAAAUGGUCCAUCCCUUGUCCACUGACACUCAAUCAUGGAGAGGAAUUCUUCCAGAUUUCAGAUAUCACAGAGGAGUGUAAACCAAAGCUUUUUCACUUCUCCAAAGAGAGUGCUUAUGCCAUUCCAAGUAUGGCAUUUUCAUUUCUCUGCCAUACUUCAAUAUUGCCUGUAUACUGUGAGCUUCGAAGACCUUCUAAGAGCCGAAUGCAGAAUGUAACCAACACAGGCAUUGCUUUAAGUUUUCUCAUUUAUUUUAUAUCAGCAUUGUUUGGGUACCUCACUUUUUAUGAAAAAGUGGAGUCCGAAAUACUGCAAGGUUAUAGCAAAUACUUGCCAGGUGAUGCUGUUGUCAUGGCUGUGAAGUUAUGCAUACUGUUUGCUGUGCUCUUGACAGUCCCUCUAAUCCACUUCCCUGCAAGGAAAGCAAUAAUCAUGGCAUUUUUUCCUAAUCGCCUAUUCUCGUGGCUUCAUCAUUUUUUGGUCACUUUAGCACUCAAUAUUGUCGUUGUUUUACUUGCACUGUAUGUUCCUGACAUUAGAAAUAUAUUUGGCAUAGUUGGUGCCAGUACAUCAACAUGUUUGAUUUUUGUGUUCCCAGGAUUAUUUUAUCUUAAACUCAGUAGAGAGGAUUUUAUAUCACAGAAGAAACUUGGGGCUUCUGUAUUGUUUCUCUUUGGAAUUCUUGUUGGGACUUUGAGUUUUGCACUAAUAAUUUUUGAAUGGAUUAAUAAAUAAAAGAAUAAUUAUCUUUAA